UUGCCCUCAGCCUCAAGUAACCUCCCCUCAUUCCGACUCGACCUAGAACCACCCUACUAUCACUUUUAGAUGCUUUAGACAAUUUUGCAAAAACAUUUUUUUUUAACUUGCCACAGGCAAACCAUUUCAACUCUUCUCAUAUCACCCUUCCUUCAGACGAAAGAAUAAAUAGGUCAAAAAUCCUUGUAAACCUUUUAGGAAAUAAACUUAUUAUGCACCAUUCGAUGCGCCUUCAGAUUCUCUUCGAGGUGGUAUAUUUGAUUUCUCAAUGCUGAAUAUAUGAUCUUGUCCAUCUAGGUCCUUUUUUCCAAGUGAUUAGGCAUGCACCAAUCCCGAUUCCAAACAAUCCUAUUCCGAUUCUAGAAUUGGAAUCGAAUGGGAUUGGUUGGAAUUGGAAUCGAACGGAAUCGGUUGGGAUUGGGAUUGGAAUCGAAUGGAAUCGACCCAUAAUUGGAAUCGGAAUCGAAUGGGAUUCUUUGGAAUUGGAAUGGGUUGGAACCAGCUGGGAUUGA
Messenger RNA from Adineta ricciae, 512 nucleotides. The record is from the annotation of a GenBank genome assembly. NCBI's taxonomy places the organism in Eukaryota, Metazoa, Rotifera, Eurotatoria, Adinetida, Adinetidae.